Bathycoccus prasinos is the source of this 7935-nucleotide messenger RNA. RefSeq lists its product with no specific name. Gene Ontology annotation, molecular function: protein binding; nucleosome binding. Bases 1 to 7935 code for a protein of 2644 amino acids. Gene Ontology annotation, cellular component: nucleus. The record is from RefSeq and is a predicted model, not a curated record. Lineage: Eukaryota; Viridiplantae; Chlorophyta; Mamiellophyceae; Mamiellales; Bathycoccaceae. Gene Ontology annotation, biological process: chromatin organization. The transcript has a single exon.
AUGGAGUGGGCGGCAUUCAACGAGAACGAUGAUUCGCAGCGUCGCGAACGCAAUCGGCAUCAUCAUCUUCGCGAGGGAGACUUUGACGACGAAAACGAACAAAACCAAAAGCAAGGAUUGAUUCGAGGAGAAAAUGAGAACAACAACGACGCGGAAACGCAAAAACGGAAACGAAGAACGGCGGAAGCCGAGGAAACGCGAAUCGCCGGGUCGUACGAAACCGCGAUCCGAUUGUUGGCAGAAGAGGAAGAAGAAGACAACAACAACGAAGAAGGAGGAGAGAAUGUAAUACUAAAGGAAGAAGCGAAAAGAGAAGAGGCGAAGCAGAUUCUACUCGCCGUGGUCAAUCACGAGAUGAUGCGCGAAAACGACGAGCUGACGCCGACGUUGUGUUCUGUGAAGAAGUUAGCGCUGAGGAACCUCGGAAACUUGUUCGCGAAAGAGUGCGGCGAGUUCGAGUUCGAGGAGGAGGAGUUCGAGGGAAGCGAAGACGACAAGGACGAUUCAGACGACGACGGAGGAGAAAAGCAGCGGCGAGAAAAAUUAAGUUCAAAAUCGUCUGUUUCUUCCCAGAGUUAUAGCUUUGAACAAGCGAUUCGGUGUUACUCGGAAGCGGUAAGAAUGGACCGAGAAGACGUGGCGAGUUGGUUACGCAUGGGCGAGUUGAGCGCGAAGAGAGGCGACGUGGCGUUGGCGAGGAUGGCAUUUGAGAGCGGGUUGUUAGCGCAGCCGACGCACGCGUUGCUUUUGAACGAGUUGUGCGAAGUGUGCGUUUUGGUCGGUGACGAAGCGUCGGCGACGUUUUUAGCCGCGAGGAUUUUGAAUUCAGACAGGAGGAACGAGCGAAUGAAGGAGAUUCAAACGAACUUUGCAAACGCGAAACCGAAAGAGCGGUUGGGUAAAGCGCGAGAGAGAUUUGAACGCGUAAAUGCGAGGAAAGACAUCUCUGCGAAAGGGACGAAAUGCGCGCUUACGCUCGAACGCAUGGCGUGGGAUGAUGUCGCCUCGUCGAUACUCGGCGCGGUAAAAGUCAAGGUUGAGUCGGAGGAGAGCGCGAUACGGGCCAAGGACGACGACGACGAUGAAGAAGAGGACGACGACGAAGACGACGACGAAAAAGGCGUUGCCGCACCGUCGACACCGCCAGAGUCAUCGACACCGACGAGAGUAUCCACGCCUUCGAGGAAAGGAACGUCUUCUGCUGCAAGAUCAGCCGGAUUAGGCGUGCCUGUCGAGUUUGUCACGAGUGAUACCAUUACCGAGGGAGUAAACAAGAACAAGAACAAGAAACAAAAAGUGACGACGAAAGAAAAAACGCCGACGUUGACGACUAUUGCUGAAGACGAAACGCAAACGACGACGACGACGACGACGACGACAGCGAUGAAAGAAUCCGAGGCGAACGUUGCGUCCCCACUUCCGCCGCCGUCGUCGAAAUGGAAAGGCCCGCAAUCGAAAAUCGCCGAGAAGCUUUUCCUAUCGCUCGUGAAGAAAAAGGUGAAAUUGAGUGCCUCGGAUAUGGAGACUUUGAAAGCUGCGAACGAUCGAUUAACGACCGCGCACGAGAACAAAAACAAUUUAGAUUCCUUGAAAAAGGAUCGUCACAGCGGCAAGCGCGUUUCUGUUCUCGCGUCGGCUAAGGAACGCGCGCAAGUGUCCUCGUACGUGAAUGCGAUAAACGCGAAGAAUGGCGGCAUCGCCGACUGCGCGUGGAAGCUUAUACUUGCGGCCGCCUUGCGAUGGCGUCCGGAUGUAAAGGACGAUACUGCGGUAGACGCUCUAAAUAUCUUGAAAUUAGCGGAAGUUUUUGGCGUGGAUGGUGUAUCCUCCCGUCCGGAAAUCCGAUUGAGAACGCACUUGAUGUUAGCGGACGCGGCGAUUGAUGUCGUCUCGGAAUGUUUUGAGACAAAUUCGCUCAAAUCGGGCGCAGAAACGUCCAAGCGAUGGGCGCUGCUCGCUAAAAAACAUGUCCAACGCGCGCACGAAAUUUCCUCUGACGAGGAAGGUAAGAACGAGAGAUGGGGCGAGAUUCACUUCGUGGAGUAUAAAUUAUCUGUAGCUUUGGGAUUAGGUAAAGCGGCGAGAGAGCAUUUAGACGCCAGUCGCGAGUGUUGCCCGAAAUCUGAAAGCAAAAAAGACCAACGAGGACUUCGAAGCGCUCCUCCUUCUAAAAAGAGCACAUUCGACGACGAUUCCUGGAUACUCGAUAAAGCUCCCGAACGGUUCACCCGAACGGCGUGUGAUGCCGCGGUUCGGCUCACCUCUUUGCGCGAAACUGUCACCGGCGCCGCGGCGCGUUUCGCCAUGGGUGAAACGAAAGAACUCGUCUUUGAACUCUCGCCGGUGUUGAUCGGCAGAAAACCUUUGCACGUUCCAGAUGGCAUGAAAGAUGCAGAUAAUAGAGACGAUGAUGCGAGCGGAGAAGAAUCUACGAAGAAGACGAAAGCCGUUAGCAAAAAGAGAGCAACGUCGAGAAACAAAAGUAGUUCUAGUCAACAAUACGGAUCGGAAGAUAAUCGGGAAACGUACGUCAUGACCCCUGUGGAACGUGCAUCCGCGCUUAAAGUGCUAUGCGACGCAUCGGUGGCGGAAGGGAACGAUCCGGAAACGCUCAUUCGCGCGCUCUCUGAACUCUUUGACGUAACCGGUGAUCACAUCGCGUUGAGAGCCAUCGCGCAGUGUCUGUGUCGAUUGUGUUCGAACUUUGACGAUUUUUGCGAUGCCACUGCUAUCAGUGAAAAGAACGACGUUCCCGCGACGCCGCGAAAGGCAAGCGGUGGCGCGGCGAGGGAAACUGACCCCAUCGCGAAUAAGAAGGAUGUUUCAGCCGCGACUCUUUCAAAGAGUGAGAUUGAAGUGGCGUUGCGCACAGUUCGCCAACUGAAUUUACAUCCGCUCGCGUGCGUCGCUUUUGAAACCUACGUCGUUAAGGGUGCAACGGAUCCUUCGUUGAAUCUCAACCACCGAGAUGCAUCGAAAUGUCGCGCGAAAGCGAUUGGAGCAGAAUCUGCGGCGCAAUUGAUUGAUGCGUUGCAGAGAAUGGAAGGAUUGCUCGAUGAUUUGGAUGUCAAAAAGAUGUGCGAUGCGAGCGAGCGACUGCACACUUGCAUGGCGGACGCGAGAUGUUGCUGCGGAUCAAAAGCUUUCAACAGUGCUUCAUAUCUUUCGGCAAAAAAGAAGGCUGGUAAUAACGAGGCGCACAAUCACGCUUAUCACGCGUUAGAUUUUGCGUCCGGAAGUUCGUAUCUGCGGCAGCGGUUAGACACGCUGUCGGAAAGAAGAUCGUUGUUGUGUCGAAGCAUAGCCGAAAGCCGAAAAUUGCAAAAGAGAUGGACGCCACCACAAGAAAUGCCGGAUAACGUUCAAGAUGUGAUCACGAUUGCGAGCACGUCUGACGACGACACGAACAAGACCGCGUCCUUGAUGGAAACGGACGAAGAGAAUAAUUUGGACGAGCAAACUACGCCGAAACCUGCGAGUAAACCGCUUCUGUCGGAUGAAGAAACCGGUACACAAACGCAAAGUCAACCGUCUUCGUCUAUGUUUGGAUCCAUCGUUGGUGUGAUAUCGAGAGCCGUCGGAUUGUCUCCUAAACCGCAAGCGGUGCCCGAUGGAGCAGCCGCAGCGGCGGAAAAUGAUACGUCUGCCCCAAGUUCUCUCGAAAAGUCUCAGCAGCUUGAGACCGAAAAACGAGGUAAAAAAGCAGUCACGAAGAAAGCGGCUGCGGCGGCGAAGAAGAAAAAGCAACAACAACAACAGAAGAAGAAACCGCCACCCACGCAAUCUGCGAUGAAGAAGGCCGAAUUGAAGAAAGCGAUGGAUCCGUACGAGAGCAAGAUACGAAAAGAUGUGGAGGAUUUGCACAGACUAGACUCGAUUAUCGCGCAGUGUUUAUGGUGCGCGUACGGCGUGGAUCUUUCAAAAAUCAUCACGCCUUUGGGUUUCACUCUACGAGAUUGUCGCAGGGAAGGCGGCGCGUGCGAGGUGCCAGAAUCGUUCUUGUCUGCAAAAUCGAUGAUGCCAGACUUCUUAGAGGACGAGAACGAGAGAAACCAAGCGAACUACAAGACUUGGACGGCGCAAAGGCAAAGAGCGGCUACGUUGUGGCGCGCGAUAAAACCGUACGUCGAAGAAGCUGUUCGUCUAGAUCAAGAUAGUGAAGAAGACGAUAACAAUAUUCUCGCGUCGAAGCAGGCGAAAAUGCCCGCAGAGACUGUUGAAAAUAUUCGAAGUGCGGUCAGUAUGGUGCGAAGAACGUUCAGAAAGCCGCCAGAGGCUGUUCAAAAAGAAGAUUUGGUUCGUUUGGAUAAGAUCUUCACGGUUUGGCAGAAUCACAACGGUGACUUCCCGGAGUUGACGUCCGCAGAAGCGACGGCUAUAAUGAAUCUCUUGCAACAAAAUUCGCCUCCGUUGUCAAAGAAAGCGCGACUGCAGAGACGGAUGUUCGGUGUCGCGACAAGUAGCAUCGGAGGUCCGGCGACGCCGAUGCCGAGCUUUACCGGCGCGGCGCAUCAACAACGGCAGAAUAAUGGCGAGACAGGUGGUGACGGUUCUGCGAUGAUGGAUAUCGACGAUGAACAAGAUGACCCGCGAAAUCAGGAUGCAGAUAUUUUCGCGGAUUUGUUUUACCUCUCCGCGAAGCUUGAACACCGGAGACUUUCGCAAAGCCUCGAAGUCGUCAACGAUAACUGGAAAUUCUUAUCUUCUUUGUUAAAUUCGAACAGUCCCUCUCAAUGGUCACCCGAAGAACCUCCAUCGGACGAACCUGCGCACGCGACCAUGUCUCGCGAGUACUGCUACUUGUUGAAGUAUGAUUUGUGCUACAAUCCGAAACGCGUCGAUAGUUGGCAAUCUCUGGCGGUGCACUUUGACGCCGUGAAGGAUGUCGUCAUAUCAGACGGCGGGAAGAUGUGUUCUGCGGAAGAAUUCAGAACGAACGACGACGGCAGAGUAAUGGUGCUCAUCCGCUUGCACCAAAGCUGGUUGAGAGCGUGUCUCCACGCUACGAUAGUUCUUCUCGAAGAGAAGAAAAGCGCACUCGAAUCGCAACUCACCAAGGACGCGGUCAUCUCGGAAGGCGAGUUUAAUGCGUCGUCUCAAAAGCUCACCGCAGAAGAGUCAGAGGCGAUUACAUCUCAACUCGAACUCGUAAAGGAUGAGUUAGCGGAGAACUACGAGCGUCAAGGUAUGGCUUUUUACGAGAACUUGCAAAAUUGCCUUCCGUUUUACGAUGGUCGACGCGAAAAAAUCGAAAGGGAGACGUCGGCGUAUCAGCACGCGCUCACGAGGGCGGUCGUGGCGUUCAAGAGAGCCUCAUCGAAUGCGCCGGAAACCUAUUUAUAUGACUUGGAGCUUGCAAAGUGUUACCGGAAGCAAAAAGAGCCGAUAGCUACUGUUUUACAUUCGUUCAAAAUCGCCGUCGACAACGCGCCAGAGUUUCUCGAGCCUUUGUACCAACUCCACGCGGCGCGGUGUCGCUCGUUGUUGACUGUACCACUUGAGUCGAGAGGAAAAGCGACUGAAUCCAAUACACCGGUGAUUAAAGAAGUGAACAAAUAUAGGUUUUUACCGGUAGGUGCCUUAGCUGCGUUGCCACCAGCGCAGCAGAAGACGUGGGCGACGGCUUGGAAAGAUGCGAAUAUGGCCUUGAAGAAAAUAAAGGAGAACAUUCCGCUGUAUCACAAAGUCUGCUACCGCUUGGCGCGAAAUUCGUUGGAACACAACGCUCAGAUUUACGAGCAAUUGUCCAGGACUGAUAAUCGCCCUCGCGAAGGUCCACCACUUGCGGAGGAUCCCUCGCACGCGGGUGCUAUCGACGCGCUGACGUGGUUGACGCCUAUGUUCGGUGUCACGGAACCGUGGAGAGCGGGACUCGGCAUGAAACGUAAAAAAACGAAAAAGUUUGCGUUUUCGCUCGGUAUGAUGGUGGAAAUGGAGGACGUGACUAUCGGUUUUGGGUCGUCAGUGUUGCCGGCAACCAGCGAAGUAGCAGAGGCUGAAGACGAAGAUAGACGAAACGCGGCGAUAGCGGCUGCGUCCUUGGGCAGUAAAAAAUACGACGACGACGGUGAACUCUACGUCCAGCUUCAAACGAAAGUCUGCAUAUCAUCCAUUGGCCAGGCAGAAUCUACCAGACGCUAUGUUGCCGCCGUUCGAAGAAAUUGUUCCUUGUUUACCUCGUGCUGCUAUUCCCUCCAAGACUUGGACGCUUUGAAUUCAAUCGUUGUCAUGUUGACUUCAAACAAAGACGCGCGUUCUAAGAAAAAGACGGAUUACUUAUUUAGAUCUUUAGAGGAUUUGCGCGAAGCGACUUUAGGACGCUCUAUUCGCGCCGUCGCAUCCGUGAUUGCAUUCAACGGCGGCAACGAUGACGACGACGAGACGAAAUUGGACGACGAAGAUACGGUGUCGUAUUUUCUCGAAAGAGCGUUUGAGCUGUACAUCGAAUACGGCAUUCCGAGUAAAUACAGUUCAAAGCCGUGGAACGAAACGAUUUUACCGUACAUGCGAGCGACGUACGAGGAAGAGCACAUGACUGCUGACGCGAGCAUGACGCGUCUCCUUGCUCCGUCGUACGAAGCCGCCUUCCACGGCGCGGUGCAAAACAUCCCAUUGGAUUAUGCGGCGCAAAUAACCCCGGAACAAUUAACGUCCUCCGAAACUUGCUCUCAAAUGAUACCGGUUCCUUUACAAGAAAAGAGUUUUGAAGAGUACGCGAUGUUAUUCGUGAAUCAAGUCGUCAAUCACGAGGACAUCUCGGGCUUGUUGAUUAUUUACAUGCAACUGCAGCAAAAGUUGUCGCCGAAUGCCCGAUGGGAGUAUAUGGUUCGCGACGAAAGCGUGGAACCGCCUCUGGGUUCUGCGCCAAUCAUGCGCGCGGCGACGGACAAAGAAAUGCACUCGUCGUUAUCUUUGAAAGAGUCCGUGAGAGAUUCUUUGGGUCAGUUGUGCGUCCAAAAGCUCCUGGACCACAUGGAGCGCAAGCGCAAAACCACCGCAGCGGCGUUGAAGAAGAACAAAAAGUCCUCCUCCUCCUCCGCUGCCGGCGGUAAAAAUAAAAUCUUGAAUGGCAUCGAGCUUCUCAUCGAAGACUCCUACGAAGCCGAAGGUGGUUUAUCGGACAGCGCCAAAGCUGUUGGUGAUUUAGACUACUGCCUCUACGCGGCCAUUACUUUGUACGACGAAAUCAAAUACGAAGCCAAAUGUUUGAAAGCUCGUUACGAACGCGAAGUAGACACGUACGCGAUAUUGAUGGCAAACCCAGACUCCUCCACGUACAAACAAGCCGUCCACGGGGAAAAAGAACAAGACUUACGACGCGCCUGCGACGAAGCGAUGCUCGAGAUAAAAAAGGCAAACACGCAAGAAAACAUGGAAGCGUUUUGGUUGUCGAAGAAGAUUCUCGCGGAAUGGCAGGAUGAAAAUCGACGACUCACUGCCGAAUCUUCCGGAGAAGUGCAAGAAGCUCGCGCAAAAAUAGAAUUUAAAGCGAGAGUAGACGCGGAAAACCUCCUCAACCGAUCGGAACCGGCGAAAAUCCUCGUCAAAGUCGUCAACGCCCUCUUGACCGGCGUCCCGGUCGACGGUUCGCAAACUGCUCCAACACCUUCAAAUCUCGUCACAGACACCGAUGCCGCCUACCAAUGGGCCAUGGACGCGUGCUGUCCAGUCGACGUCAAAGGUCGACGCAACGAAGCGCGAAGAAAGAAAACCCAAAAGUCUUCCCGCUCGCUUCGCGAAGUCCAGUUCCGCGCGUUAAAAUCGAAAGAACUCAAGGAACAAAAAGCUAAAGAAAUUGCAAACAUGAAGAAAAAAGACGACGAAAAUAAGAAAAACUUGGAAAGUUUGGUCCAACAGGCGUCCUCGCCGGCUGGGAAAGUCGUCCGCGCGGACGCGCCGGACGACCAUCGGUACGAAGAGAACGAAGAUUUUUAG